Messenger RNA from Rotaria sordida, 1629 nucleotides. NCBI's taxonomy places the organism in Eukaryota, Metazoa, Rotifera, Eurotatoria, Philodinida, Philodinidae. The record is from the annotation of a GenBank genome assembly.
AUGGCUUCAGCUGAUAAUCCACGUUUACCAUUAACAUCUCGCACCACCCCAGUUGUUAAAUACAUGGAAAUGCGUAAUCAACCACAAUCACCAUCGACUAGUAUUACUAUUACAUCAAUGGCAUCAUCAUCUAGUCGAAAACAAUUAGAAAAUCAAAAUAGUUUAGGAAAAAAUGAAUAUGAACUUCGCCGAAUAUCAUCACGAAAACGACAAAUUGUUAAGAAAACUUUAAUGGCUAAUGUUGGAUAUCGUCUGGGAAAACGAAAAGUUUUACACAUUCGACGUCGAUUUAUUGGCGAUUUAAUGUGUUUUCUAGGUAUAUUGGGUAUUAUUUUAAUGAUAAUUGAAAGUGAAUUAACAUUUACUCGUUUUGAUCAUAAAGAUACAACAUUUAGUUUACUUAUAAAAGCAACAAUAACAUUCACAACAAUGAUCCUUGUUGGUCUUGUUUUUUAUUAUCAUCGUAUUGAUCUAAGUCUUUAUUGUGUUGAUAAUUCCAUUGAUGAUUGGCGUAUUGCAUUAACACAAAAAAAAAUAUUCUUAAUUAUAUUAGAAGCAUUGGUUUGUAUAAUACAUCCAAUACCAGGUCAUUUUCUUGUUGAAUGGAGUUCACAACAUGUUAAAAAAGUUGAAGGUAGUUUUAAUUUUUUUAAUCCAUAUCGAUCUAAUCAAAAUACAUUUACUAAAUCUACAUUAUUAAAUUCAACAAUAAUUUCAACAACAAUUCAAUCAUUAUCAUCAACAACUAAUACAACUGAUUUAGCAAAACCUUAUGUACCAAUUGAUGUUAUACUUAGUUUACCAAUGUUUUUGCGAUUAUAUCUUAUUUGUCGUUUGAUAAUGCUUCGUUCACGUUUGGUUCGUGAUGCUUCAUCACAAUCACUUGGUUAUCUCAAUCGAGUUUCAUUUACAUUUCCUUUUAUUAUUAAAGCCUAUAUUCAACAACGACCAGCAAUAUGUUUAACAACAUUUUGUAUUAGUGCAUUUUUUAUCGCAAGUUGGGCUAUGCGUGCAUGUGAUUUUAGUGAAAAAACAGGGCAUAUGCCAAUGGUUGAUGCAACAUGGUUAUUUAUUAUAUCAUUUACUACAAUUGGUUAUGGAGAUAUCGUACCAUCAACAUAUUGUGGACGAGGCAUAGCUGCUAUAACAGGUAUCAUUGGUGUAUUUUCAACUGCUUUACUUGUUGCUGUUAUUUCACAAAAACUUGAAUUAACAAGAUCAGAAAGAUAUGUACACAAUUUUGUAGCAAAUAUUGAAUUAGCAAAAUCACAUAAAAAUCAAGCAGCUAAUGUUGUUAAAUUUGGCUGGAAAGUUUGGUAUUUAAAACGAAAAGGUAAACAUAUGUUUAUUCAAUAUAUACAAGCACAACGUAAAUUAUUAAAAUCUAUACAUUAUAUGCGUAAAAUAAAACAAGAACAACGUAAAUUAACUGAUAAUUGUGUUACAUUACUUGAAUUAUAUACUGUACAACGUAGUGCAAGUACAGCAGCAGAUGAAACAUCACAAAAAGUUAUUUUAAUGGAACAUAAAAUUGAUACAAUAGAAGAUCAUUUGAUUGAAAUUAAUCAAGGAAUGAUUAAUUUACAAGAUAAAAUAAAUAUUUUAUUAGAUCGAAUUCAACAAAGAUAA